AUGGGGCCCCCAGGCAAUAGAAUAGGGGAUCAUGGGGCCCCUGUGUCCUUGCCCAAACUCAAAAAAGCCUAUGAAAAAGGUACCAGGGGCAUCUCAUGGGGCCCCCUACUGACCCCGGGCCCUCGUGCAGUGCCAGAGAUUCCAAAUGGUCAGUCUGCCCCUGCUCUAGUGGCAACCUGUGAAGCUCUGCAGGGGCGGACUGACAACUCAUGGGGCCCCCGGACAAUAGGGGAUCAUGGGGCCCCUGUGUCCUUGCCCAAACUCAAAACAGCCUAUGAAAAAGGUACCAGGAGCAUCUCAUGGGGCCCCCUACUGACCCCAGGCCCUUGGGCAGUGCCCGAGUUUCCAAAUGAUCAGUCCGCCCCU
Messenger RNA from Staurois parvus, 366 nucleotides. Lineage: Eukaryota; Metazoa; Chordata; Amphibia; Anura; Ranidae. The record is from the annotation of a GenBank genome assembly.